Messenger RNA from Chara braunii, 1918 nucleotides. The record is from the annotation of a GenBank genome assembly. NCBI's taxonomy places the organism in Eukaryota, Viridiplantae, Streptophyta, Charophyceae, Charales, Characeae.
CCAUGUCAGCAACAAUGCCACGUCAGCAGUGCCACGUCAACAACAGUGCCACGUCAGCAGUACCACGUCAGCAGUGCCCCGCCACCAUGACGGGCUCAGUUCUGGGCAUGCCAGGCCAACUGGCCAAUGAGUCCAUUGCCGAGUACCGACAACGUUUCGAAGCUCAGCUCGCACUGAUUGUGGCCGAGGAACAGCGUCAGGUGGAAGCCGAGGCUGCCCGCCUACAAGCUGAAGCGGCGGCAACAGUUGAAAAGCAGCGGCUUCAAGCCGAAGCCGAAGCAGAUACCCAGGCACGCCACAAGGAGGCCCAGGAUCUGUUACAGCGGCAUGAAGCCACCAGCAUCGAAAAACUCAAGUUUUGGCAUUUUGAACCAUCUGAGCAGCAUGACGACGCGACACCGGAAGAGCAGCACAAGGAGUUCCUGGCCAAACUCGUGACCCGGUUGGUUUACACUAGUAACCACCUGCAGUCCGAGCUGGUGAAUCUCCGACGGGCGGUGCGGAACCACAAGGAUCUGCACGAAGAUGCUACACGGGCACUUGAUUCCCGUGUACAGGACUUGGAGCAAUCUGCACCAAGACCAGAUGCCGGCGAGUCCAGCAGUGCACCCUCUACCCGCCAAUUGGAGGAACGAGUUGACCACGUUGUCGCAAUGCUCGACGACAUCAGCACCUUCGCUGCACCAGCCACCAUCAGCAAGCAACUGGACACCUUGAAGACUAAGGUUCAGCAAUUGCACCAGCUGCCCAACAAGGAUGGCAACACCACACACUGGCAGCACUACAAGAUGUCGACAUUCCGCAUCGAAAAGUUCGAUGAUUAUACGCAUCAAGACCCGGUCCCCUGGUGGGAGGGCUUUACGACGGAACUUCGGAUUCUUUUCGUCCCCGAGCACUCGUACAUCGGCGCGCUGUUCCUCAACUCAAAGGGCGGAUGCCAGAUCUGGCUUAGCCACCUGGCAACCAUCCACGGCGUCGACGUCGCCGAUCUGCACACAAAGAUUCCUUGGGCAGAUCCGACGAAGCUAUGGAAGAAGCGGUUCAUCGUGGACGAUGCCUCGACGCUCGCCAUCAACCGUCUCUUCACUAUGACGCAAGGCAACACAUCGACACGCGACUGGCUCACGGAAUGGCAAAAGAUCGCGGCAACGCCCGGUCUCGAAUUGCCAUUUUCUCAUCUGCGCCAGGAGUUCUACAACCGGUCAUGUGCCGCCUUGAGCCUUGCACUUGGUGAUCGCGAGCAAUAUGCGACCUUCGCCGAAAUCAUCGACAAGGCAAAGGAGGGCGGCUACACACGAGAAGUCGGCAUGGCAGCCAACCUAUUACCAACUCCGUUGAUGGAUGUCGGAGUAGAGGUUGUCGACCUUCACGCCUACAUUGCGAAGAUCGACCGCGAGUUCAAGACACAACGCCGGAGUUUAGACGAGCAUGUGGAGCACCUGCGCACCGUUUUGGAGCGGCUACAACAAGCCAAAUACAAAGUCAACCGCGACAAAUGCGAAUUCGCGCGGCGAGAGCUGGAGUACUUGGGACAUUAUGUGACACCGCAAGGCAUCCGUCCACUUGUGGACAAGAUCAAGGCCAUCCGCGUAUGGCCCGAGCCCACCAACACCACGGACAUUCGUUCAUUCAUGGGAUUGGCGGGCUACUAUCAACGCUUCAUCACCGGGUACUCAAGGAUUGUCGCACCUAUGACGAGAUUACAAUCUCCAAAGGUGCCAUUCGUAUUCGAUGAUGAUGCACGCCGGUCAUUCCAAGCACUCAAGAUGGCCAUGCUCAUGGCACCUGUCCUUAGCAUCUACGACCCCACCCUGGCAACAAGAGUGACAACCGACGCUUCCGGCUAUGGCAUUGGGGCAGUCUUGGAACAACACGAUGGCGACGACUGACACCCUGUGGAGUAUUUCAUCCACAAAGU